Molecule: messenger RNA, 8461 nt
Organism: Paramecium sonneborni
Lineage: Eukaryota; Ciliophora; Oligohymenophorea; Peniculida; Parameciidae
Source: the annotation of a GenBank genome assembly
AUGCUUGUCUUAUUGCUUUUAAUUAAAUAGUGCGUUUAAUAGACAACCAAUCAUGGAUUUUGGUUUCAAUAUUUACCUUUCUCUAAUAUAAAGGCAUCAGGAGAAUUUAUUUUAAAUGAUAAAUCCGUUUUUAUUGGAUAAAAUAUAAUGGCAAACUACAAUUUUAAUUAAGGAACAACUUAAUAAAAACUAUAUAUCUGGCUUUCAUUUAACUCUGUAACUCUGAAUAUUACAGUUAGUGAUGAAGGAACAAUUACUAAUUUGACUUAAGAUCCAACAAAUUUUGAAGGAAUUUGGUUUUAUGUCUAUUUUGAAAAUCUGGAAGAAGGAUCAAAAUUAUAUAUAAAAGGAAGUUAAUUAUGGAGUUUGUUAUUGAAUACAAAAAAUAUAAUCCCUGUUUUAAAUUAAUAUGGAAAAGUAUUAAUAAAUUUAAUUUAUCGUUUAGGUGAAUAAUUUAAACUUUGAUUAUUUUCAUGGUAAAUAUAGUGAAAUGUAAUUUUUCACAAGAAAACCAUUUAAUAAUGAUAAUGAGUUUGAAGAAUUUGUUAUUGGAAACAUUUAAAGUCCAUAGUCGUACAAUAAAACAACAGUUGAUAUUUUUAAUGGACUUAAAAUUUUGGGAGAUGUAUUUUUCUAAACCAAAUUUUCUUUACUAGGUUAUAAAUAUUAGAUUAGAUGUUGGGUCAAAGUUAGUUAUGAAAAUGUUAUAGAAAGACAAAGAUAUUUAUUAAUGAGAUUGACAUUAAAUGAAAAUUAUCGUAAUGAUAGCUUUUUGGGAGAUAGAGUAUUAUUAAUGAGUUAUGUUUUGGAUCCAAGUUUAACUAAUUAUAAUUUAUUUAGUGUAAGUGUUUUAGCUUACACUUAUCCAUAUCCUUAGUUGGCUUUUUAUACAAGAAGUAAAAAUACAUUUGUGAUUUAAAAUACAACAAAUCGAGAUAGAUUUUAGAAAUGGCAUUAUAUUUAUUAUCAAUAUUUAGUUGAAAAGACUUAUUUAAAAGUAAUAUAUCCAGAUGAUUAAGAAGUGAUUUAAACAUUUAAUGCUUUGUAAUUCCAUAAUCAAUAUGUUUAUCUAUAUGUUGGAGCAGAUAGUUUUUUUUAUAAAAGUUAUUUGGCAGGUAAAAUUCAAUUAGAAAUUACAUAUAAUUAUGAGGAAGAAUAAACUUACGACAUGAAAUGUUAUUAUUCAUGUUUAACAUGCAAUGGACCAACUUAGAGUGAUUGUGUCACUUGUCCAUAAAACUCAAACAGAUUAUGGAAAUUUGGAUUUUGUGCUUGUGAAUUUGGAUUUGUUGAUUUAGAUUUAACUCAAAAGUGCAGUAAAAUGAAUGAAUUAUAUCCUAUAAUGAAUCAAACAUAUUAAAAUAAUACAUUUAAGUGUAAUUAUGGAGAAUUCGUAAUUGAUAAUAAAUGUAUGUCAUGUCCUAGUUCAAUUAAUGAUUAUCAAUUAAAUUGUGCAGAUUGCUUACUUAAUUCCGGCAAUUGGUUCUAAAAUCCAGUUUGUACUUUUGAUUAUAAGAGAUAUGCCUUAACAUCAACUUAUUUAAAAUUUAAUAGAAAUGAAAGUUAAUAGGAAAUAUUUUAUAUAAAUAGUUAAUUAUAGAAUUUAGAAUUAUGUUAGGGAUGCUUAAAAUAUUGUAAUGAUAUAACAAAAAUAUCUUGUAUUUAAUUUAAUCAUCACUAUUUUAGUUGUAAAUAAGGAUAUUUUGUGUAAGGCAAUAUUUGUUAAAAAUGUAUGGACAAUUGUAUAAAUUGUAAUAGUUCAUAAACAUGUAAUAAAUGUAUUAAGCUUUAUGAAUUUGAUGGUUUAAGAUGUUAAAAAUGUCCAAUUAAUUGUGCCAUUUGUAAUUCAGAUAUAAAUUGUUUGACUUGUUAACCUAGUUUUGCCUUAUUUAAAGGUGCAUGUUAUGGUUGUGGAGCAUAAUGCUCAAUUUGUGAAUUUUAUUUUGAUGAAGUUAAACAAUAUUUUAUAAAUAGAUGCUUAAAGUGUAAAGAUCCGAGUUUAUUUGAAAUAUCUUUUGAUGCUUUAAAAUGUUAAAUGGUUACUAUUAAAUACUGUUUUUAUAGCAUUUAAUAGUAUUAUUUUGUUGAUUAUCCUUAAACAACAAUUGAUUUAUAUUUUUAACCUAUGUAAAUAAACUCAUUAAUUACAAAUAUUUGUGCAAGAUGUAUCUCUGGAUAUACAUAUUCAAAUGUUUCAUCUACAUGUUAUAAAUCAUCUUAAGUUUGUUAAGAAUCAGGAUUCUAUAAUGGUACUUUUUAUUGCUUAAUUGGUGGAGAAACAGCAUCAUCAAUUUUAGGUUGUGAAUAGAAAUUAUAAAAUUGUUAUGAAUGUGUAAAUUAUCUAAAUAAAAUAAUUUGUUUAAAUUGUUUUCCUGGUUAUUAUGCAGAUCAUAUUGUUGGAAUGUGUGUAUAAUGUCCAAAGUAAUGUUAAUCCUGUUCACAAUAAUUUAAAAAGAAUAAAAGUAAUUGGAAAAAAGACAUAAGACCAUUUUUUGAAUUUUAUGUUAACAAAAAUGUGAAUCAUGACUACCUCACUUAUGUAGAAUCAAGUGAUCCAGAUGAUUUCGAAGUAAUAUGUAUUACAUGUCAAACAGGAUAUGAAAUUUAUAAUGAUAACUGCAUAAAAAAAUGUCCAUCAGAUUGUUUAGAAUGCUUAAUUAUCAAUAAUACCAAAGUUUGUUCUAAAUGCUCUUAUUCAAAUCAUGGAUUAAUAUUAAGUACAAAUAACAAUAUAUGUUAUUAAUGUCAUAGUUUAUGUAAAUUAUGUGUUCCAUCAUUAAACCUCCCUAAUACUUAAUUCACUAAUUAAUGCUUAUUACCUGUAUUUGAAGAUACAGUCUUUGAUUCCAAUAUUUAUUAAUUCAGUAAUUGCCCUAAUGAUAAAACUUGUUAAAUGAGUAUGUCUAUUUCAUUGAACUUAAUAUGCAUAUAAGGUUAAUCAACUUCCAAUGUUUUCGAUAUACCUUAUAAUUAAGAGUUAGAUUUAUCUUAUGUAUUUUAAUUGUUAUAUUCAAAUGGUCUAUUUAAUUAUAUGAAUGAAUAAAAUGUCUAAACUUUAAACAUAUAUCUUACAACUUAAACUUGCACUUUUCCUAAAAAUUUAGUUAUAUCUCAGGAAUUCUCACAAAAUGUUUACACUUUAAAAAAAGUAUCUUUAUAUAUUAUGGGAUUAUAUUCAAAUUCAACAGUUAACUUCUUAGGAGAUAUUUAUAUAAAAGAAUUUCAUUCUUUGUGGAUUAAAAACUUGAAUAUUGAUUUUUCUGAUGCUUCUAUUACUUUCAAUUUUAAUUAAGAUCAAACAACCAUUGGUUUUGAGAAUGCAAACUUUAAGGGGAAAGGCUCUUUCAAUUUUUAAUAUUCUCACUUGCUAGCAUUCUCUAUGAUUAAUAUAUAAAUGGAUGGAUUUUAAUUUGAAAAUUUAGAAUCUUUACUUAAAAUAGAAUCAAUAUAAUCAGUCAUCCUCUAAAAUUUAAGAUUAUCAAAUGUUAUUUUUAGAAAUUCUACUUUUUUUUAUUUCCAAAAUGUGGAUCAAUUAAUAUUAAAUUCUAUAACCAUUGAAUCAAAUUAUCUAUAUAAUUCAAAGUUAUUUUAUACUAAUUAAAUCACCUUAAUUGAAAAAUUUAUUAUAAAAUAGACUUCAUUUGAAAUGUCAUCUGCUUUUUAAGGUUUAGAUAAUCGAUUCCACAAUUUUUAAGUUUUGAUGAAUUAAUUAAAAGAUUCUUCAUAUAUCAGUAAAUCUUAAAACAUCUAAUUGUUAAAUUCACUUUUCGAAGGAAAUUAUAUUACUUAAAAUAGCUACCUUGUACAUGUUAGUGACAAAAUUUAGAAAUUUGAUAUUUUGUUGGAUCAUAUUUAAUUUUUCCUUAAUUCCAUUUAUCAUUCUUCAAGUUUUCUUUAUGUUGAAUCAUCAACCGUGCUUUAGAUUAUAAAUUUAGAAAUGUUAAUGCCUCCAAUUGAAAAUGAUGUAAAUUAUGCAUUUAAAAUAUUUUCUAAUUCUUUUACUUUGAAAGAUAGCAUAAUUGAAAUCGAUAAUUAAAUAAGUGCUAUAUUUGAAGCAACUAACUUGGAUCUUUUUAGUUUUGUAAACAUUACAAUUUAUUAAAAAUAUUAAUUGGCUGGUUUAUCUCAAAGUUUGGAUUGUAUAAAUUUAUUAGAUUCUAAAUAACCAAUUAUAAAUUUAUUAAAUAUCAAAAGGAUAGAAUUUUAAAUUGUAAAUUUUACUAAUAUUUUUACUUAUAACCAACCAGUAAUAAAAAUAAUUAGUACCUAAUUCAAUUUUGAAUGUUUGAUUAAUAUUAAUAAUUCUAUAUUUCAAGAUUCAUUAAUCAUCAAAUCUACUAAUAAUAUUACAGUGGCAUUCAUAGCGAUAGAAUCAAAAAAUAAUAUUUUUAUCAAUCUUACUAAUUCAAGAUUUAUAAACACUAUAUAUAAAGAAUAUAUUGGACUUAAUACUUAUGGAUCAUCAGCUAAUAACUUAUAUUUUUUGGUCCCUUAGGGAUCUGUUUACUUUUAUAAUAAUAUCUUCAGAUCAAAUUUAAUAAUAGGUUCUUUGAAUUCAAAUAUGUAUAUUUAGUGUUAAAAAUUCUUAAUAGUUAUGUGCAUUUUCAAAGAUAUGAAUAUUUUUAAUAAACUAUUUUAUGAAGUACUUUCAUUUAAAUAUUAUGAUCUAUAAUAUAAAGAGUAAUUAGAACAUGAUUUUAAAGUUAAGAGCUAUGGUGGAAUAGCUUAAAUUUAUGUGGAAGAAAUUUAAAUUUCUAACAGUUAAUUUGAAACUUAUACUGGAUAUAAAGGUGGAUGCAUGUAUAUAAUAACCCUGAAUAAUGGAAUUUUUUCGAUUAUAAAUACAGUAUUCAAGAAUGGUUAAGCAAUUAUAGGAUAACUUGAGAGUUAAGGUGGAACCUUCAUCAUAGACAGUAAAGGUUCUAAAUUGGACUUUUAGAUUAUUAAUUGUACUAUUCAAAAUAGUUGGAGUUUUGAUAAGGGAGGAUUUGUUAUGAUAACUUUAUCAGAUUAAUCGUCAAUCUUAUUCUAAAAUGUUUCUAUAACUGAUGUUCAUUCAUUAUAAUCCUCAUUAAUUUCAAUUGAAAUAAAUGAUUUUAUCUCAUAGUAAUAUUUAUUGUAAAUUGAAGAUUGCAUUAUUCAAAAUACAAAGAUAGGGUAUCAAGAUUACUUGAAGUUACUCUAAAUGAAAGACCUUAUUUAUAUAUUCACAUUUGAUACUUAUGAUUCUGUUCUCAUUGAAACCCAAAAAGGAAAAUUAAGUAUAAAGAAUUUAGUGGUUCAAAAUAUCAUUGGAUAUGGUUUCAUCACAGAUAAACAGAGUUAUUCUGUUGUAUUAGAUACACUCAAUAUUAUAAAUUUCAUUAUUCAGAAAAGACCAUUAAUGUUUUUUGAUCGUUCCCUAGGCCCUAUAAUAAUUACUAAUAGUCGCUUUCAUGACAUUUAUCAAAAUUAUACAAAAGUUAUUUGUGUUUACUCUUAAUUAUAAUUAAAAUAAUUGAAGUAUUAAUGUAUAAAUUAAUCUCAUACAUUAUCAUCAUUGUUUAAUAACUAUUUAAAAUUAUGUGACUAAAAUUUGACUAUUUCAUAUGAUUACUAAAAUUUCAACAUUUUUUAAAUAUUCCAAACAGAAUCUUAAGUAUAAAUUACUUCUAUUAUAUUCUCCAAUAUACAUUGUAUUAAUUGCAGUAUAUUUUUGGUGGAAUCAAACAAUCGUAUAGUAAUUUAGCACACUAAAUUUAUUUAAAACAUUGGCAACAGCACUAUUUUAAAUAUUAAAAAAACUAAUUUUAAAAAUAGAUUACUAUUUAAAUAUGCAGAUGAUAUAAUGACUAAGAUGGGUCAAGUUUUAAUUAAAAACACACAAUUUAUUAGCAAUAAAGGUUAAAAUGGCGGGUGUAUUUAUGCAUCUGAAGUUUCUAUUUCAUGUUAUUCAGUCUUAUUCCAAAAUAAUACAGCUAUGUUUGGUGGAGCAAUUUAUUUGAAUAAAGGAUCUUUAGAAAUGACAGAUACAUAGAUUAUUGGCAACAUUGCAUUAUCUGGGGCUGGAAUUUAUUCAACACAUCCUCUGUCUAUUUAAUAAAAUCGAGGAAAUAUUAUUUAGGACAAUUAAGAAAGUGAUAUAUUAGGGUAUUUGUAAUCUUAUCCAUCAAAAUUAGCAUUAUCAUUAGACAAUCUCUAAGUAUUUGAAAAUAGAGUUAAAUAUUAGAAUGAAACUUGUAAAAUUGAAGAAGUUAUUAAUUAAAUAAUGUUACCAAACAAUGUGGAAAUAUAAAAUUAUUAAAUAUUGUCUAAAAACUUUAGUGAACAUGGUUUAUUAGGAAAUUAACUAAAUUAUAUUUCAUCUUUUUAAGUUUAUAAUAAUUUAAAUUAUAAAUUUAGAUUAAGACCAUUAAAUGACUUUUAUGAAAGAUAAUAUCAUUUAUAAGAUACUUAAUGUAAUAUUUUAAGUCGACUCAUAUCAAAUAAUGAUUCAACAGAUUAUUUAUCAGUUAAUAAUGUUUAAUUUAAUAUGACUACUCAAGAUUAUAAUUUAGAUAAUUUAAGAAUAUUAACUAAUGAAGAUUUAUAAUUAGAAAUAAGAUGUAGUUCUAUUAAGAUUCCAAUCUAUGAUAAAUAAAAUUAACAUAUCAUACAGUUUCAUAAUAAUUAUUCUCUACUUAUUAAUGUUAAAACUUUUCCAUGUUAAAGAGGCGAAAUCUUGACUGAAUCAAUGUGUGUACAAUGUGUUGGUUAAACGUAUUCUUUAAAAGAAAAUAGUCUAAAGUGUUCAGUUGGGGAUCAAGAAAUGAUAGAAAGUGUUAUACCAUCAAAUAUUUAAAUUAAACCCACAAAUUGGAGACCAUAUUUUGAUAAUGAUGAAAUCUAUCCAUGUAUCAUAAAUCCUGAGAAGUGUUUAGGUGGUUGGGCUGCAGGACCUGAUUCAUGUAUAUAAGGAAGUUUUGGAGCAUUAUGUGAAACUUGUGAUAUUUAUGAUAUUAGAGGAUAAGGGUCAUAUUUCAAAUCAAAUAUGUAGUGCUUUUAAUGUUAAGAUUCAAAUCUUGCCUACUUAUCCUUAUUAAUUGUAGGCUUAUGGACAUUGAUUUCUAUGGUCAUAUCAGUAAAUAGUUCUCUUGAAAUUCUUAAAUUAGAAUUUCUAAGAACUAAAUUAAAAGGAGGAGGAUUAAAAACAUUCGCUGAUUCAUAAGAAUCAAGUUCAUUGUAUAAAAUGAUGUUUCAUUAUUUGUAAAUCAUAUCUACUUUAACAACCUUCUAACUUUAAUUUCCAAAUUUGGUAAAUAUUGCUAUUAGUAGUACAGGAUCACCAACAAAAUCUCUUGAAAAUUCAAUUGAUUGCUUUUUGAUCACAUUAAAAAUGGAUAUUUUACAUUCCCGAAUAAUUUGGAUAAUAGUUGCACCUUGCUUAUAUUUAUGUUUCGUAUUUUUCAUAUAUUUUUUCAUUAUAUUGGCAAGAAGAUAAAACUAAAAAUUAAAUGUUUCAUAGAUUAUUUUACUUUAAACCUUUGUAACUAUGUAACCAAGUAUGAUUGGAGUUUUAAUAUCAAUUUUAGGAUUUCGUGAAAUCUCAGGAUAUUAUUGGGUUAUUGGUGAUGUAUCUUAUAGAUAUGAUAAUAAUUUAUACUUUUCUUCCAUUUUGGCUUUACCUAUAUUAUUUGGAUUAACUGUUAUUAUUCCAUUACUCAUGUUUAUUAAAUUAUAUCAAAAUAGAAAUUCUUUAAACAAAAUUAAAUCGAAAUGGGGUUAUUUAUUUUCUGAAUUUAAUGAAAAUGCAUAUUUCUGGGAACUUGUAAGAUUGGGUAUGAAAAAUUUUGUAAUUAUUAUUAUUACUUUAUUUGAUCAAUACAUUGUACUUAAAGCUACAAUAGUAUUUCUAUUGAUACAAGCUUAUUAAUCAUUAACUAAAUCAUAUUAACCAUUUAAAACAAAGAAUUUAAAUUAAAUGGAAGAAUUUGGAUCCAAAGUUUUGUCCAUUAGUAUUGUAUUAGGAGCAUCUUCAUAUUAAAUGCUAUAAACAGUCUUGAAAAAUUACAUUUACAUAUUUUAUGUUAUCAUUUUAGAAGCUAAUUGUGCAUUUUUAUAUUAAAUAUUUAGCAAGGUAAUUCAAGAAUAUAUUGACAAUAAUUCAAUCUUAAUAGACAAAAUUAAAAAUUAUAUAAAAACUAAAUUUCCUCUCAUACUAAGAUUGCCGAUUUGUAAAAAUAUUCUGAUUUAAAAAAAAAGGAAUUCCUCUUCUACCAAAUUCAGAAAAGUUGCUAAAACACUUAAGGAAUUAAUUUAAUCUUAAAGAAGAAAGAAUUUUAUGGAUUUAUAAUAAGAUGAUUCAUUAAUAUUAUUGUAAAGCCCUGAUCCUCUCCUUAAAUCUUAAGAACUUAAACAUGGAAUAAAUUUCUCAGGAUCAGAUAUGUUACUUAGUGAUUUAAGAGAUUAAAAAUUGUAAAGCAGAAGGAUAUCUGGAAGAUGA